Ruditapes philippinarum (Manila clam) is the source of this 7751-nucleotide messenger RNA. Its product is annotated as FH1/FH2 domain-containing protein 3-like. The record is from RefSeq and is a predicted model, not a curated record. NCBI's taxonomy places the organism in Eukaryota, Metazoa, Mollusca, Bivalvia, Venerida, Veneridae. Gene Ontology annotation, molecular function: actin filament binding. Gene Ontology annotation, biological process: cortical actin cytoskeleton organization; actin filament network formation. Gene Ontology annotation, cellular component: cytoplasm; cytoskeleton.
AAAAAAUGCCCUGAUCUUGAGGACGCAACUUACUGUCCGAGUACAUGCUGUGAUAGAAAAAUUGUUGAAUUCCUGUGGACGUGAACUAAGACGUGCCUUAUUUUCUCUCAAACAGAUCUUCCAGGAUGACAAGGAUCUUGUACAUGAAUUUGUCAACAAUGAUGGUCUGGAUUGCCUUAUCAAAGUCGGAGCAGAAGCCGACCAGAACUACCAGAAUUACAUCCUUAGAGCCCUUGGACAGGUGAUGUUGUACGUAGAUGGCAUGAAUGGAGUCAUCAAUCACAAUGCAACAGUACAGUGGCUGUAUUCAUUGCUAGCAUCCAAGUUUCGACUAGUAGUGAAAACAGCUCUCAAGUUGCUCCUUGUGUUUGUGGAAUAUACAGAAACUAAUGCUCAACACCUCAUCAAGGCUGUCAAUGCUGUAGAUAAGAAAAGAAUGGUCAAGCCUUGGACAAACAUUAUAUCAAUAUUAGACGAGAAGGAUGGUGGUGACACGGAACUUUUAGUCUAUGCCAUGACACUUCUAAACAAGGUAUUAAAUGCUGUACCAGAUCAGGAUACAUUCUAUGAUGUAACAGAUUGUCUGGAGGAACUAGGUAUGGAGCGUAUCACUCAUAGACACAUGAACAGAAAGGGGGCUGACCUCGAUCUUCUUACACAAUUCAACUUGUAUGAGGCAUCUUUGAAGAAUGAAGAUGGCGAAGAAGAUGAAGUAGGUCAGAUGGAAAAUCUCCGUCGUACUCCAAGAAUCAAGAGUGACGGGGACAUUGCACGAAAGUCCCGUAGAUUUUCCACCGGAGUGAUGCCAAGUCGGAACUCACUGGGAAUGAGUGUCGAGGGAAAUGAACAAUCGCCUUUGAAUAAAUCUGCCCUGUUAGCUGAAGAAUAUAACAAAAGAAAACAGAAAUUAAAAGAAAGAUCGGCUAUACCACCAGAGGAACACGAGAUGAUUGAUAGAUUACCGGACAAACAGAUGCGUAUAAAACGGUUAGGGUUAGACAAGGAAGAUCCGGUGGAUGAUACCAGUAAAUACACAAAUGGCUCGGACAAAUCGCAUUCUGACGGAACUUUAUCUGAACAAAAUGAUCAAAAUGAUACACUGUCUGUCCAUGAUAUGAUGAGGAGCCGCCGUGACAGGCGGGCACGCCAGCGUGACUUUAUCAAAGCACAGGAAACUACCACUUUGUUGAGGCGGGAAGGUGACAGAAUGUCUAUCGCUAGCAAUGACUCUACAAGCACUUGCAGUAGUAAUGGCAGUGCUGCACCUGUUGCCAUGGAAACUAAUUUACAUGGCGAUAAUAAAUACUCUUCUAUGAGUUCACUUAGUGACACUGAAUCUUUGGAUAACCAGCAUCUCAAAAUGGGCCGGGAACCACCAGAUAAGAAUUACCUUCGGUCACAGAAACCGGAUGAAUCUGGGUACCAGUCAACGGACGAUCACAGUCGGUUACAGGAGGAUGGAUAUUAUAAUGAAAAUGAAUCUCAAAUGCAAAAUGGUGAUAUGCAAGGAAUUUCAAACAAUAGACGUUGGCUAAUGUACAAAAUGGCUCACAAAGAUGAUGAGUCAGGACAAAAUGCUAUAAACGAUCAAAGUAUGUCUCCAAGAGAUAAGCUUAUAAAUGAUAAUCAGACAUCACCGACAAGUGCUAAAUUAGAUGAUAGUCAUAAUAAAGUGAAAUCUGAAUUAGAACGUUUCGCAAACAAGAAACCGGAGGAUACGGGACCAAAGCGACCUUCUGGGCCGGCUGGAGAUAAAUCUGGGCUAAUUAGUCAGGCCAUGGAAAAUUUGAACAAAAAACAAGAACCUACAAAACCAUCAGAACCUGUUAUACAUAAUAAACCUGAUGUAAAACAAGCAGAAAGUGACUUACAAUGGGAAAGAUUAGCCAAACGUUUUCAUCGUUCUCUCAAAAUUAAUGAUAUGGAUUUUACAGAUUUAAAAGAUGAUGACGAUACUGAUGUGUUCGCUCCUCCUAAAGUUGACUUAGGUUCAGGUGUACCGCCUCACAAACCACCAGGUAUGGUCAGUAUACCGCCGACACAACCAGGAAUUCCUGGAGCUCCUCCCCUGCCAGGACUGGCUCCCCCUGCCCCACCCCCACCAGGUGGUAUGGCUAUACCACCACCUCCCCCGAUGGGAUUAGUAGCAUUCCAGCCAGCAAUGACAGUGGAUUUACCUCCACCACCAGGUGCCGACUUGCACAAAAAUAAAAAGACUGUGAAACUUCACUGGAAAACUGUUCAACCUGAACAUCCUCAUCCGGCAACAAAAGGGGAGACAAUUUGGAAGAAUAUUGUUAAAGUAAAAGUAGAUCCUGACAAAUUGGAGCAUUUGUUUGAGACAAGACAAGCAGAAUUAAAACAAAAGCGACAAGAAGCCGCUGGUAAAAAAGAGAUCACUGUGUUAGAUCCGAAGCGUUCAAAUGCCAUCAACAUUGGUCUUACUGUCCUACCACCUCCCAGAACAAUAAAAGCUGCGAUAUUAAAGAUGGACAACUCUAUCAUGAACAAAGAAGGCAUUGAGAAAAUUUUGAAUACAAUGAUACCAUCAGAUGAAGAGAAAACAAAGAUCUUAGAAGCCCAGCUUGCCAACGCUGAUAUCCCGCUAGGUACCGCAGAACAGUUCCUGCUUACAUUGUCUUCCAUCAGCGAGUUACAGUCUCGUCUUAAUGUGUGGCUCUUUAAACUGGAUUAUGACACCAUAGAAUCUGAAGUAGCAGAGCCCCUGAUGGACUUGAAGAAAGGUAUAGAUGAACUACAAGAUAAUAAAACAUUUAAAUACAUCCUGUCAGCCAUUCUUACCAUUGGUAACUUCCUCAAUGGAGCUCAGGUUCGUGGAUUCAGUAUAGAGUACCUGUCAAAAGUACCAGAGGUUAAAGACACUGUACAUAAACAUUCUAUCUUACAUCAUUUGUGUACUAUAAUCAUAGAGCAGUUUCCUGACAGUACAGACCUGUAUUCAGAUAUAGGGCCAAUUACACGAUGCUCAAGGGUUGACUGGGAUGUUUUGUCACAGAAGCUGGACAAAUUGGAAUCUGAUUGUAAGGCGUCAUGGGACAAUUUACGUGCAAUAAUCAAACAUGAUGGAAGCUCAAAUUCACAACUCAAAUCCAAAAUGUCUGAGUUUUUGGGAGAUGCUGCGGAAAGAAUUAUGAUUCUUCAAAUAGUUCAUAAACGUGUCUGUAACAGAUAUCACAAGUUGUUACUGUACAUGGGUUUACCAUUGUAUCAAGCGAAGGAGCUCAAAAUUAACCAAUUCUGCAAGAUAAUCAGUGAAUUUGCUCUGGAAUAUCGUACAACACGUGAAAAAGUUGUACAACAAAUGGAGAAGAAAGCCAACCAACGAGAGCGUAAAAAGACAAGAGGAAAAAUGAUUGUAGAUCUUACAUUGCCUGAUGGCAUUGACAAUAAGAUCAAGAAGAUGGGUAAAUUCAAGGGCUCAAAGGGGAAGAAUGCCAAGCCAGACGAUCAGAGCGAGGAGGCGUUACAGCGGGUUCUUGCUAACGGCUACACUAGUGCAGAUGACCGAGGGUUACCUGGACGACAAGGACGUAGAAAGAUGGGACCAGCAGACAACAAGAGAAACAGUAUAUCUCGGGGUGGGGUAACAACUGACUCGGAGAUGUACGAUACCGGGGACGAUGAAAUCCUAGAAGCUUGUGUACGUACUGCCACCACUCCAAGUACUCGUGCACCCAGGGAACGCAGAAGGUCAAGAGGUCAAAAAGACAGGAAAUCAUUGAGACGAACAUUAAAGAAUGGUCUAACACAAGAAGAGAUGAGUGCCAUUUCAAGCCAGAAAUUCUAAAACCAUUGUUGACAAUGUUCAUGUCACCCUGAUCUAUUUUACAAGGUCAUUUCAUGUCUGUAAUGCUCACAGCAACUGAUGGGCUACAACCAAGCUACACUUGGACAGUGUGAGAAUAGCUACAUUGUGAGGACUACAAGACAUUGACUGAUUUAGUGGUUUGAAUUGGAUCAGAGACUUUGGUUACCCAAGUUUUUGUAGUUUUGUUCAACAUGGCAAUAAGUUAUAAGCAACAGCUAUAUAAUUCAUAAAACCUUAACUGUUUUGUACCAUACCAUUGAAUUGUCAUGGCAUUUUGGACUAAGCUUAGCAAAUUUUGGUUUUGGAUGAAAUAUUUAUGUGCCAUUUACUGUAGAAUACUUGUAUUUAUAAAUUUUACAUUUCAUCAUUGAUAGGCCUUAUGUUAUGACAACCUUGCUCAUUAGAGUGUGAACUGCUUACAUUAUCUGUGUUAUUUUCAUUGUUAUAUGAAUUAGUGUAAUUUUGUAAUACGCGUAAUCCAAAUGCUACGAAUAGAUAUCUCACUGUGUAGCGUCAGUUUAGUUUCGUAGUAAAAUAAAUGGUUAUUCAUGUACGUGACCAACAUAUCAUGUCCUUUAUACAAGAUUUAACCGUCCAGUUUUAUAAUGACCUAUUUCUAGAUCGGCCUAAUAAAAAUUUGCAAUGAAUUUGUAGAAUUUAAAUUUUGAUCGACCUAAUUCAGUGUUAAUUAUUGUUUUUGUGUUGUAUUAGGAAAGUACAAAACAGGUAAUAGAUAGAAAUCCUUACAAGUGCAAUACUUUUGAUUUCUGAAUACUGACAAUAGCAUUUUUUUCUGUUUAAUUAACCAAUUAAGUCUGUUUCAAUUAAUUAACAAACCCUUACAUAGGAUAUUUGCUUGAAUACAAUUAUAAUAGGAUACCGGUAUGGAUAAUUGCUUAAAGAGAAUAAGAUAUGUUAUAGCUUAAACAUGGCUUAAAUCUUUUUCUGAACGUUUGCUAAUAUUCAAAAUUCAACUGUGACAUUCAUACCAUUUCAAAAACCUUCAUUUCAUAUCAAGAAAUGGAGAAAUACAUAUUUUGUAACAAUAUUUUCUAGAAAAAAAGUUGUUGGGUUAAAAAAAAUAAUUGUAAAAAAAUAUAUAUUUUUGUGAUAUUUGGUGUACAUAUUUAAGUUUGAGAUAAAGUAGAUUUUUAAGAUAUUUAUAUAUCAGAUUCUGUCUCGAUGAUGUAUUUAUAUUCUGUGGGGAUAUAUAUCACAACAUGACAUAACUUCAUAUCUAUAUACAUGUACACUGACUAUAUGACAGCAUGGUGUGAAUCAAACUAUACUAUCUUAUUAUCUAUUUAUAUUUAUUUAUUGUGAGUAUCAUCUAGACAAAAUGCUUGUAUUUUUCACUAGUUUUCAGUUGAGAAACCACCUUGGUGACAGUUGUUUAGUGAAAUCAUUAAUGGUUUAAUGUAUUAUGAUUACAAAAAUUUAUUUAAAUUUUUUUUCUCUACUUUUUUUUUCAGUUUGAAAUGUUGUUUGUUAAUAUGAUAGAAAUUUUUGUAUUCUUAAAAUGGUGGAAGUUAUUUAAGAAAAUUUGAAAGAUAUGAGUAUGAUAAGAAUUUGUUUGAUGUUGAAGGUUGUCUGAUGUAGGAUUUGAUUCAGGGAAGGGGUUCCUGGUCUCUAUGGUUACAUUAUGUUGACUUUAUUAUGUAUACAUGUAUGUUUAUGCUUGCCACGUAGAUGAACUAGAAUUCCAGUGCUUACAAAUGUUUUAUAUUAUUAUUUAUUGUUACCUUUUCUUUCAUUUUUAUGUUGUUAUUUUUUUUCCGUUUGUUUAAUUGAUACCUUUUUAAGGUAUGCAAUAAACUCAUUUUUAUAUUUCAUUUGUUGUAAUGGGUUAUUUGUACCGGAAUUAAAUUCUGUUCUUUUUUGUCCUAUAAGUUAUGCCAUUUUUGAGAUGUAAAAGACACUAUGUAGCAGGAUGAAAUAAGUAUUAUAUUAUAAUAAACAGUGUUUUGCAAUAAUCUGUAGUUUUGAAUAAAUCUGUUCUUGAUUAAAAAAGAGAAUCCAUUAUUCACAUAUGGGCAGUUUUGAUAACUUUUUGAGACUCAUUCUUGACCUUAUAACCUUGAACUUGUAACCUUGACCUUUGACCUUGAUCUUUGGUUGAAAUCAUCAGUAUAAUGUGUAUACCUAGUCAAAUAUCAGUGUGUAUUGUUCAGCAUUCAGACUUUACACAUUUUAUAUGUCAUGUUACUGUGUUUGUGUAAUCCUAAUAUAAAACGGCAUAUUAGGUUUUUACUGUGUACUGUGUCUCAUCAUGUACUUUGCAUGCAUUUGUAAUCCACUCAGAAAAUAAAACGUGUAUACUCAUAGUUAUUGAACAUAAGUCAUUUGAUGAUGUCUUAAUGUAUGUGCAUUUCUUAUUCUAUUUUGUGGUUAGGUAUUCAUUCAUUAAUGAAUUAUAUUUCUUAAUAUUGCUUUGAACAAAAUCUUGUUUAAUCGGCAUUUAAAAAUACCACAGUGUUUUAUAAAAGUGUGAAUAUAUUUAUUCUAGUUUAGAAUUCAAUACCGAUUUCAAUGCUAGGUAACAAGGAGAGGUUCCAAGUAUAAAAUAAACUAGUUCAUCUUUUGAUGUUCAUGCAGUAAUUUUUCUCACUUUUGAAACAUUUGAGGUAUAUAUUGUAUUACAGGAAAACUACAUGUUUUAAAUCUAAGUCUCAAAUUGUUAAAAUUAAACUUUUUUGUAAGGAUAGCCUUCUGUAAUAUUAUCAAGGCCAGGUAGAUAAUUUGUUAUCCAUGACACCAGAUUACUAGCAUAUUUUAUUCACAUUGACUUCAAUAUAUAACUAUAUAUAUCAUGAUUUUUUUUUUACCUACUUUUCUCAGAAUUCUCUAGAUUUCUUUUAACUUAUUUCAUUUGUAUUUUAAACUUAUAGAAACUUAAAUAUGUAUUAUAUGAUUAACUGACGGUGAAGUUUAAUUUUCUUUUCUUAUUUUUAUUACUUGUGUAUAGAGAUUUGUCAAGUCUUUCAAUGUGUUGUUUUAGUAUCAGGCUUUAGUGAUCAUUGUAAAAAAAUGAUCACUGAACAGCAAACAGUUAUGAUCACAAAUGAAUAGUGAUCACUGAUCAGUAAUGAUUACAAAAGAAAAUGAUCACUGUAUGGUAAUGAUCACACAAUGAAUAGUGAUCACUGAUCAGUAUUUGUUACAAAAGAAUAGUGAUCACAGAAUGGUAAUGAUCACACAAUGAAUAGUGAUCACUUAUUGUAUAGUGAUCACUGUCACACAUAAAUGAUAGUAAUAAAUAUUCAGGGAUAACUAGCAGAAGCAAUUAUUAAGUUUCUAUUCACAAAAAAAUAGUGAUCAUGAUCAGCUGCAACCAGUAAAUGAUCACUGAUCACUAUACAAGUGAUCAUAUACUGGAUAGCUAUAGUGUAAUUAAUACAGGACAGCCUGAUAAUUCAUGCUUCCAUUUGCCUUAUUUUUUGUUUCUAGAUCGAGUCUAGAUGUAGUUGACUAUAUGUGAGAGAAUUUCACAAAAAUAACAUUAAUGGAUGUGUUGCUGGUUUAAAAAUAUAUAAAUAAAAAACAUCUUUUAUAAAAAAAACAACACUAUUUACAAUACCAAAGUAAAAAAACAUGCACUGCUGUCAGGCCACUGGCUAUGAAGAGAUGAUUCCAACAUGAACUAACGCACUUGUGCCUUUGUUUAUUAUUGGUGAGGAUUUAUCAAACAGGAGCGGUUUGUUAUUGGGAAGGAUUUUAUUUGAACAUUUAUCAUAAAGCAAUAGAUUUGAUUUUGGACAAAAAGCUGUGUUAUUUGUGUGGAAAUCUGUCACAGAUUGUCUGUAGAUGUGAUAUAAAGAUGUAGAUGUAAUCAAUUUUGUUGUUUAUUUAAAUGUGUCCACCUGCCAUACAAAUGUAUGCAUCGUUUUUGAUAUGAUUUCAAUUAAAGAUUUAUUUCAUGUAA